AUGUCCUCGCCAGAACUGGACAUGCAGGCCCUCCAGCAACUCAGAGGCCAAUUCUCCCAAGCACUAAAGGACUUUGCUUCUUCGUCGUCGUCUUCGUUUCGAAUCUUACACUCGAUCCCACCCGCCACGACGGCCCCGACACCAUCAAGCCCGAUCGUCACAAAGACGGUCUACGUUCUCGACUCGAGCUUCAACCCGCCUUCCAAGGCCCAUUCAAGUCUGGUGAAGACGGCACUGAAGUCGCAGACCAAGAAUUCGACUCCGAGGGUCCUAUUCUUGCUGGCCUCCGUGAACGCAGACAAGAAGCCCAAGCCGGCCGACUUUGAGGAUCGGCUGGUCAUGAUGACUUUGGCGGCCGAGGAUCUACGGUCCGCCUUUAAUACACCAGCUCCGAUAAUCGACAUCGGCAUCACGAAGGAGCCAUAUUUCGUCGACAAGGCCACCGCGAUCGACGCAAGUGGCCUCUACCGUCCUCCAGGCCACGACCCUUCCAGCCCAACGGAAGACGACGACGGUGUCGUCGAACAAAUCCACCUCACAGGCUUCGACACGCUCCUCCGGAUCUUCACGCCGAAAUACUACCCAAACAGCCAUCCGCCGCUGUCAGCUUUGGAGCCUUUCCUGAGGAGACACCGCCUACGGGCGACGAUCCGCGUCGACGCCAACAGUCCCUCGCAAAACCUCAAGGACGCGCAGAAGACGCAACCAGAGUCAAGUCUGAGUGCUGGAUCCCAAGCACCACCCGACCUGACGACGAUCGCCGGUCAAGAGGCGUACUUAGAUAGCAUCAAGAACGGGUCGCUGGAGAAGGACGGGCUCAAGCGGGAGUGGGCCGAGAGGGUGGAAUUGGUGGUGGAUGAUUCGGGAGAAACGGAAGGUGUGAGCAGUACGAAGAUACGAAAUGCCAUGAAGGACGGGGAUUGGGACGAAGUCAAAGGGCUGGUAGGCCAGAAGGUAGGAGAGUGGAUCAGGCAUCGGGGUCUGUAUCUAGAAGGGGGGAAAAUGUGA
Molecule: messenger RNA, 1008 nt
Organism: Fonsecaea multimorphosa CBS 102226
Lineage: Eukaryota; Fungi; Ascomycota; Eurotiomycetes; Chaetothyriales; Herpotrichiellaceae
Exons: 1
Coding region: 1-1008 (335 amino acids)
Cellular component (GO): cytoplasm; nucleus
Molecular function (GO): nicotinamide-nucleotide adenylyltransferase activity; ATP hydrolysis activity
Source: RefSeq, a predicted model, not a curated record